UUCUUCUUCGCACGUGAAUAUCCCUUUUAGGGUUAUCUCUUUCUAUUAUGGAUCAUCUGCAACAAUCUAUGUUCUCUGCAAUUAGGGUUUGGGGUUUCGAUUUUACGCGCUUCCCUCGUGGAACUUUUGGGGUUUCGAUUUUAGGGUUUCUUUUAAUUUAUUUAUUAGGGUUUCAUGAAGGAUCGGCGAUACGGUAAUUUAGGGGGUUUUAGGGUAGCGGCUAUUAAGCCGGCUUAACAAGGUUAAAUUAUUGGUCUUUCGUCCAACUCUGUUGUGGGUUUUGACGUUGACGAACCCGAAGUUCGGCGAUCGAGUUUUCUGCCUUACUUUUUGUUUCAGUGUUUGUCGUUUAGUUUAUUGUAGUGGCUGAAGUUCUGGGUUUUCGAUGGGGGAAUGAUUAUGCGGCUUGUUGUUUUUUAUUGAGGUUAUGGAAGAAAGCAUGGGAUAUGGAGGAUUUUAUUGAUACCAUUGAGUGACUGAUUUGGGAUGGUACUUGAAUGUUUGUUAUUUUAGAGCAUUAUGGAUAUGAAAGUGGCAAGGAGGACUGAACGAACUGUUGGGACAACAUGUGCGUAUUGGCUUGCUGGAAGAUGCAACAGAAACCCUUGCAGGUUUUUGCACGGAGAAACACCAGUACCCGUACCAUCUGCUCCUUAUUAUAAAGCGAAGAAUGCUUAUUGUUAUAUGAAGCCCAAUUCUUCCUACGAGAAGAUCCCUCGGUAUAAAUCAAGGAGAGUAUAUGUUAGAAAUAAUGAUGAUGGAGGAGAUGGGACAAAUGUAACUGUGGCUUCUCAGUCCAAAAGUCCGUCACAAAGCAUCUGCAGAUACUGGAUGAAGGACAAUUGCGCACAUGGUGACCAGUGCCAGAAUUUACAUUCAUGGUUUUAUGGUGAUAGGCUUUCCAAAGUAGCAAACCUUCAAGAGCAUGAGAAGGUUGUCACUGGGAUUGCACUUCCAGUUGGAUCAGAUAAACUUUAUUCUGGCAGCGUUGAUGGGACAGUUCGGAUGUGGGACUGUCAUUCUGGUCGAUGUGCUGAUGUGAUAAAUCUUGGUGUUGAAAUUACCUCCUUCAUCAGUGAGAGCCCAUGGGUUUUUGUUGGGGUGCGGAGCGCUGUAAGGGCUUGGAAUAUUCAGACUGCUUCUGAGUUUACUCUUAAUGGUCCUAAGGGGCAAGUUCUUGCCAUGAUUGUUGGCAAUGAUACACUGUUUGCUGGAGCAGAGGAUGGUGUAAUUUCUGCAUGGAGAGGCAGCUCUGAAGCUAUUUCCCCUUUUGAACUGAUUAAAUCACCAAGUGGCCACACUAAAGCUGUGGUUUGUCUGACUGUUGGUAGAAAUAAGCUGUACUCUGGGUCCAUGGACCAUAGCAUAAUGGUUUGGAACCUUGAUACUUUAGAGUGUAAAAUGACCCUCAAUGGGCAUACUGACAUAGUCACAUCCCUUAUUUGUUGGCACAAUUAUUUGUUAUCAAGUUCAUACGACUGCACAAUUAAGGUCUGGACUGCCACCGAAGAGGGAACUUUUGAAGUGACAUAUACGCACUCUGAGGAAAAUGGUGUUCUUGCACUUAGUGGGAUGACUGAUGCAGAAGACAAGAAUAUACUGUUUUGCUCUUGCAGAGACAAUUCAGUUCACCUGUAUGAAUUGCCAUCAUUUUCUGAGAUGGGUCGAAUAUUUGCCGAGAAAGAAGUUCAAUCAUUAGAAAUAGGUCCUGGUGGGCUUUUUUUCACUGGAGACACGGUUUGCUGACAGUGUGGAAAUUGCUGGAACUACCCAAGAUGCCAUCCUCAUGAGAAAUGUCCCUGAACCGCGAGCGAUAUUGAUUGUUACAACUUACAAGAUGUUUAUAUUAGAUGACAAAUUCCAAUUUUCUAUUUCUUGUGGUGCUAGUUUGUUUUUUCUAGCAGAUGUAUGGGUGAAUCUUGUAUGGCUGAAUAUUUUAUUAAUGGAAACCAUUUUUUUUG
Molecule: messenger RNA, 1961 nt
Organism: Gastrolobium bilobum
Lineage: Eukaryota; Viridiplantae; Streptophyta; Magnoliopsida; Fabales; Fabaceae
Product: zinc finger CCCH domain-containing protein 48-like
Exons: 9
Coding region: 520-1746 (408 amino acids)
Molecular function (GO): metal ion binding; protein binding
Source: RefSeq, a predicted model, not a curated record